AUGGAGAGAUUCACAUACCUUCAUGUCCUGACCUUUCUCCUUUUCAUCAACCUUUUCCAACCUCCUGCCACUGUUGUAAGCUCAUUUGGCAAUAAAACCGAUCACUUGGCUUUGCUCAAAUUCAAAGAAUCCAUAGUUGUCGAUCCACACGGGUUCUUGAACUCAUGGAAUGACUCGGUUCACUUGUGCAAAUGGCAAGGAAUUACUUGCGGCAGACGGCAUCAAAGAGUAACAACCCUAAGCCUGCCAGAUGGUGCGUUACAUGGAACCAUAUCACCAUAUAUUGGCAACCUCUCACUUCUUAGGUUCAUCAACCUUAUAAACAACAGCUUCUAUGGCAACAUUCCGCAACAAGUUGAUCGUUUGUUCCGACUGCGACAUCUCAAUCUACGUUACAAUAUGUUAGAGGGGGGAAUUCCAGUGAACCUGACCAUGUGUCCGGAACUGAGCAUCAUACGUAUUGCAGAAAACCGCCUUACCGGCGAGAUUCCAUCAGAGAUGGGCUCGUUGAUGAAGCUUGUGGAACUUAACCUUCAGAAGAACUAUCUGUCAGGAGGCAUCCCACCUUCAUUAGGAAAUCUUUCCUCAAUCACUGCACUUUCCUUGGGAGGGAACAAUUUGGUGGGCACAGUCCCAGAGGAGAUAGGACGACUGAGAAACCUUUGGUACUUUGGUAUACCUAUGUGUAAGCUCUCUGGUAUGAUCCCUCCUUCCCUCUUUAACAUAUCAUCUAUGAAUGUCUUCUCAGUUACGGGUAAUAUGUUGAAGGGCAGCAUCCCGCCUGGUAUAGGCCUAAACAUGCCCUAUCUCCUAAACAUGUCGCUUGGUGGAAAUGAAUUAUCUGGAAAAAUCCCUGCCUCAUUUUCCAAUGCUACUCAACUUCAGAAGCUUGAUGUAUGGGAAAAUAAUUUUGUAGGGCAAGUUCCAGAGAGUUUUGGAAAUCUUCCCAAUAUCAUUUGGCUCAACUUCGGUAACAAUAAUCUAGGAAGUAAUUCAUCCAAUGAUUUGGAGUUUAUAACAUUCUUGACAAACUGCACCAAUCUUGAGAUGCUUUCUUUGACUCAAAACAAUUUUGGAGGUGUCUUACCCAACUCCAUAGCCAAUUUCUCAACCCAACUAACUCAACUCUACCUUGGGAGCAAUCAAAUAGCGGGAACGAUUCCUGAGACAAUAGGAAAUCUCAACAGUUUAAUAGCCUUUGCCCUGGAAGAUAACCUGUUCACAGGUAUCAUUCCAACUUCUUUGGGGAAGUUACAAAAGCUGCAAUUAUUAUCUUUAUCUGCCAAUAGGUUAUCAGGUUGGAUCCCAUCUUCCUUGGGAAACCUCACUCAUUUGUUUCAACUCCUUAUAUCAGCAAAUGAGUUAGAAGGAAGCAUUCCUCCAACUAUUGGUAACUGCCAAAAUCUACAGUGGAUGGAUUUAUCAGACAAUAAACUACUUGGUGGAUAUAUACCAUCACAGGUCAUUGGUCUGUUCUCACUUACCUAUCUCAACUUGUCACAUAACUCACUAACCGGUAGUCUGCCUGUGGAAGUGGGUAAGCUGAAAAAUACCAACACACUGGACAUCUCUUAUAAUAAUCUGACCGGAGAAAUCCCACAAGCUAUUGGAAGCUGUCUGAGCGUUGAAUUGCUUUACUUACAAGGAAAUCUUUUUCAAAGUAUGAUACCCUUUUCUUUAGCUUCUUUGAAAGGUCUUCAGUAUCUAGAUCUUUCUCGGAACAACUUGUCGAGUCAAAUUCCAAAAGAUCUAAAGAGACUUCCAUUUUUGGUAUAUUUGAAUCUUUCAUUCAAUGAUCUGGAGGGUGAGGUACCGAAAGAAGGAGUGUUUCGAAACACAAGUGCAACAUCAUUGGAUGGAAAUACAAAACUUUGUGGUGGUGUUCCGGAACUGCAGCUACCAGCAUGCCCCAUCGUUGUGUUAAAAAAGAGAAAGGUGAAUGGUUUCAAACUGAAGCUCACAAUUUCUUUCGUCGUUGGAUGCUCUCUUCUGUUUGCAGUCCUCUUGGUUUUUUAUUGGAGGAGGAAAACUCAAAAGAAGAAACCAAUAUUUGCAGUAUCAUCAAUCAACUCUCUUUCAAAGGUUUCAUACCAGGCACUUCAUCAAGCAACUGGCGGAUUCUGUCCGAGCAAUCAGAUUGGAUCAGGCGGUUUUGGCUCUGUAUACAAAGGGAUUAUUGAUGAGGAAGAAAACAACAUUGUUGCCAUAAAAGUCCUCAACCUUCAACUUAGAGGAGCUUUAAAGAGUUUCAUGGCCGAAUGCAAUGCACUGAGAAAUAUCCGGCACAGGAAUCUUGUGAAGAUCUUAACUUGUUGCUCUAGCACAGAUCACAAUGGUAAUGACUUCAAAGCUCUAGUUUUUGAGUACAUGUCAAAUGGAAGUUUAGAGGAGAGGUUGCACAGAGAAAACCAAUUUGCAGGAAGUUUGAACCUUGUUCAAAGAUUGAAUAUUGCUGUUGAUGUGGCGUCUGCAUUAUGUUAUCUUCAUGACCAUUGUGAACCACAAAUCAUCCACAGCGACAUUAAGCCGAGCAACAUUCUUCUUGGUGAUGACAUGGUUGCUUGUGUAGGUGAUUUCGGGUUAGCAAGACUCAUAUCUAUGACCACAGACUCCUCUCAAAAUCGAAGUAGCACAACUGGGAUAAAGGGAACCAUUGGCUAUGCUGCUCCAGAGUAUGCCAGUGGUGUUGAGCCAUCAAGAAAAGGGGAUGUAUAUAGUUAUGGGGUCCUGCUGUUGCAAAUGUUCACAGGAAGAAAACCUACUGACGAAAUGUUUAAAGAUGGUUUGAACCUCCAUAACUUUGUCAAGAUGGCUAUACCAGAAAGACUAAUGCAGAUUGUGGAUCCUACUCUUCUUGCCAGUUUAGAAGCAACCACACCUGCAACAACACAAAAUGAAGUGAACUACAUCCGUGGUUACAACAAUGAUGAAAUCGAAACAGAUGAAGAAAACAUUGACAGUGAGAAUUUAAGCAAGAUGAACACUUUUGUAUGGAAAUGCAUACUUCCAAACCUGAAGAUUGGACUUGCAUGCUCGGAAGAGUCACCAAGUAAUAGGAUGUCGAUGGAGGAGGUCCACAGGGAGCUACAGCGUAUCAAAAAUGCUUACAAUGGUAUUGACAUCCGUCGAGAGAGGCCAAGAAGAAGCUAA
This is a messenger RNA of Fragaria vesca subsp. vesca, 3150 nucleotides long. Its product is annotated as probable LRR receptor-like serine/threonine-protein kinase At3g47570-like. Gene Ontology annotation, biological process: protein phosphorylation. The record is from RefSeq and is a predicted model, not a curated record. Gene Ontology annotation, molecular function: ATP binding; protein kinase activity; protein binding. The coding region runs from base 1 to 3150 and encodes 1049 amino acids. Lineage: Eukaryota; Viridiplantae; Streptophyta; Magnoliopsida; Rosales; Rosaceae. The transcript is spliced from 2 exons.